AUGGAAACAUAUUGUUGCAGUAAUGGGAUUGAUAGAAUAAGCUCAUUGCCCGUUGAUAUACUUCACAACAUUCUUUCAAAUCUCUGUAUUUUUGAUGUGAUUCAUAUGACUGUAUUGUCGAAAAGAUGGAAAUACAUAAGCACUACCAUCCCCUACUUCCGGUUUGAUAGUAGUUUCUCUGAUUCAGAUCCAGAUCAUGAGGAAUUCAAAGAAUUUAUCGAUACCUUUUUAAUUUCCCAUAAAACGAUUAACCUUGUCCGUUUUAUCCUCUCAUGUAGCAAUAUGUUUGAAAGCACAGAUAUAUUGCGUUUUAUUGAUGCAGCAACAAGAAGAAAUGUUGAACAACUUGUGUUGUGGUUUUCGCCUUGUGAGCCAUUUGAGUUACCGCAUUGUCUUGAUGGAGAAUGGAGGGAGAAUUAUUUAAAGUAUCAAGAAUGGUGUGACUAUUGGCAGAUGCAUGAUCCUGAAGUAAGCAUUGUGUGUUUGGACUCUCAUCUAAAAUCGAUUCAGUUGAUUGGUUUCAAAGAUGAAGAAAACGAGAUAGAACUAAUAAGGUUUUUUCUGAAGAAUGCACGGGUAUUGGAAAAAUUUAGGAUUGUUUGUGCUGGUUAUGCUCUGACAUCAAAAGAGGCAUCAAAGAAGGUUUUGAAUAUUCCUACAACUUCUUCACAAGUUCUUUUGACAUUUCACGAUGCCAAGCUCAAACGGUGGUCUGAUAACUGGUUGGAUAAUUGUUAG
Molecule: messenger RNA, 738 nt
Organism: Solanum verrucosum
Lineage: Eukaryota; Viridiplantae; Streptophyta; Magnoliopsida; Solanales; Solanaceae
Product: putative F-box/FBD/LRR-repeat protein At3g49030
Exons: 3
Coding region: 1-738 (245 amino acids)
Molecular function (GO): protein binding
Source: RefSeq, a predicted model, not a curated record